Messenger RNA from Gopherus evgoodei (Goodes thornscrub tortoise), 3896 nucleotides. Its product is annotated as zinc finger protein OZF-like. The record is from RefSeq and is a predicted model, not a curated record. Lineage: Eukaryota; Metazoa; Chordata; Testudines; Testudinidae. Gene Ontology annotation, biological process: regulation of cytokine production; negative regulation of transcription by RNA polymerase II; regulation of immune system process. The transcript is spliced from 3 exons. The coding region runs from base 1 to 1398 and encodes 465 amino acids.
AUGGUUAAUGGCAAUGAGGAAAUGGAGCCCACGGGAAGCGAGACAGACGGACCCGGCUCUGACUCCGGGCCUGCGGCCGGGGGCGAGUUCCUCAGCGCUGCCCGCCAAGUGGCGCUGCCGCUCGCUCACGCGUGCCGGGCGCUCGCUGAGCGCUCUUGGUCCCUCCGCUCAGCGGGCUGGGGCGGAGCUUCCCGGGUCAGCCGCUGCGCUGCCUCCAUUAGCUGUGACCCGAAACCCUGCCUCGAACCGCCGCUGCUUCCAGGCCGGGAGAGCCCGUCCGUAGGGCAGCCCCGGGCUCUGCUGCCACCAGCCCCUGAGCCGGAGCCUGCAGGUGAGCACAAGCAGGAAACAUCUUCAUUCACAUGUGCUGGUAAAAAAGCAACUCCUGACAAGAUGCCUCCCAAGCGAUCCAAAGGAAAUGUUUCACAGGGACUGAACCAGAAAAAGUCCCUCAAGAAUCAGAGGAAGUUGGACAAGCUACAGAAGAGCUCUCUUGUGCAGAGAGAGGGUAAAUCAGCCAUCCGUGGGAGGGCUGUGAGGAAGAGCAAAGACACCAUCAUCUGCCAGAGAACAUACGCAGAGGAGAAGCCCAACAUCUGCAUUGAGUGUGGGAAAAGCUUCACCCAGAGCUCAGACCUUAUGAACCAUCAGAGAACUCACACAGGGGAGAAACCCUAUAAAUGCAUCGACUGCGGGAAGAGCUUCAGCGUCAGCUCAAACCUGAGUCGACACCAGAGAACCCACACAGAGGAGAAGCCCCAUCCCUGCACUGACUGUGGGAAAAGCUUCACAAACAAGUCCACCCUGACCCAACACCAAUGCCUCCGCACAGAUGAGAAGCCCUAUAAAUGCAUUGACUGUGGGAAGAGCUUCAGCCGCAGCUCCCACCACAAGAGGCAUCUGAGGAGCCCUCCAGGGAAGAGGCAGGACAAAUGCACCCACCGGGAAAGCGCCACUGUUGGGAAGGUGAAAGAAACUAAAGUGUCUAAGAAGAAAACCCCAACCAUUGAGAUCCCCAACACAUGUGCCGAGUGCUGGCAAAGCUUCAGCCAGAACUCGGACCUGGUCAAACACAUGAGGAUCCACACAGGAGAGAAACCCUAUGAGUGUCCCGACUGCGGAAAAAGAUUCAAUGUCAGUUCAAAUCUGAUCAGACACCAGAGGAUCCACACAGGAGAGAAACCGUACACGUGCUCUGACUGUGGGAAAAGCUUCACUGAUAAAUCCACUCUGACCCAGCACCACCGGAUCCACACAGGAGAGAAACCGUACAUAUGCACUUACUGCGGGAAAAGCUUCAGCCGCAGCUCCCACCACAAGAGACAUGAGCGAACCCACACUGGGGAAAACCCCGUGUCCUUUCUGCCCUUGUGGCCCUACCCCACCCAGACAUACUGAAAUGAUCCCAUUGGUUCUGGGCAAUGGGAGCUGAGGGCCCAGGAACUAAGUGGGAGAUUUUCCAAAGCCCCAUCAUGAUUCAGUAGCACAAUCCCCAUCAGCUUCCAAUAAGACGUAGGGUCCCCUGUGCUUGCAUUACUUCUGGGCAUGAGACCUAGGUUCCUAAAUCAGUUAGGUGUUCUAGUGCCACAUAGAGUAAACUCUUGACAACUGUAAGAAUUUGGGUCUGAAAUCCCACCUAGAACGAAAGGAGCUCUGUGAGGGGUUUUUAGCAUUAGGAAGUAAACUACCCAAAUUCCAUUAGGAUUAUUUGUAUUGUGGUAGUGCCUAGCAGCCCCAGUCAUGGACAAGGAACCACAGUGCUAGGUGCUGUACAAACACAGAACAGAAAAAUGGUCUCUGCCCCACAGAAUCAACAGGAUCUGGGUGCCUAACUCACUUAGACCCCAUGAACAUCCACAGUUUCAUAGAGUUUAGGGCCAGAGAGGACAAUUAGAUCAUCUAGUCUGACCUCCUGUAUAUCACAGGCCAUGAAUCUCAUGCAAAUACUGCUAUAUCAAGCCUAAUUACUUUAGUUAAACUAAAACCUUUCAGUGCUUAAGAGGCUAAACUGUUGUGAGCCAGAGUAGAAAACAGGAGAGACCAAGUGGCCCCUGCGAUAGCUGGGAAUUGAUUAGGUGAGAGAUCCUGGGAUGAUUCCCAGCAGACAAUUCACACCCCAUGCAGUGGAGGAAUGCAAAAAACCUCAAGAUCUCUGCACCUGGGGGAAGAUUCUUACCCAACCCCAAAUCUGGUGAUCAGUCCGACUCUGGGCAAGUGAGCAAAAUCUACCAGUCAGGCAUCUAGAAAAACAAUUCUCUGAACCACUUCAGAGUACUGGCUUACCUCAUCCUGGGUCUGAUGCUUCAGAGAAAGAUGAAAAAGAAACCCAGAUACAUCUGGCCAGUGGUGCAUUGGGAAAAAAAAUUCCUGUUCCCUGCAAGGGGAGUGUCUGAAGCCCUGAAGCAUGAGAUCUCGUUAUUGUCAUUACAUAGUACAGCCAGUGUGCAGGGAGGGGUGGGAUAAAAAGCCUGUUCUUUGGGGCACAUCUUUCAGCAGGGAGCUACUUCUUAGAAGAAUUUAUUUGAUUUUAUGUGAUCAUUGGCCUGUAUGGAUGAGUUGAGGUGGACAGUAGAGCCCUGUUCCCAGCCGAGAUGGUGUGUACAACAUGAUUGGAUACCCCAGAACUGGCUGUCACUGGUCCCCUUGCACAGUGUCAGCAGGGAAGGCAAGCACUCAGGAAGCCCAGCAGAUCUGAACUCCCCUGACUUCAGCAGGAGCUAUGAAAUCUGGGCUCAGUCUGGGUUUAGCCUGCAGUUCCGCUACCUGUGGUGAGGAUAUAAAGGGGCUGUUGAGCCUAGUUCCUCUCCCCAGCACUGAUCCCCAUCUCUUGUGCAGUUGGUCAGUUCUGACACAGAUCCAGCGGAUCUCCUUGUGCUGAUAACAUUCAGAAAAGGGGGUUUCUCACUCCUACUUUCCUGUGUAAAUAGCCCCUCCCCCCCAGUUAACUUUGCUGGCUCUCUGCGCUGGCACCUUGCUGGCAGCCAGUCUGAGACACAUCACCCCAAACUCCAGUUUGUCUUGCUGUCAAAGCUGAACUGAUAAGAUGCUGGAGCCAGAGAAUUGGGGAUUCCCACAUUCUCCAACUGCAAGCAAACUGCUUUGAGGCAGGUUAUAUUCCCCCCAGUCCACCCCACCCACCAGCCUUCGUUACCUUGCUCCCCAUAUCGCACCCUGCCCAUUAAUUGACAUCUCUGCCUCAGAAUGAGAGUUGGGUGCUGCUGUUGUUCUGUUCCCCUGGCUCUUGACUCCCUGGGCCUCAGUCUUCAGAGUUUGUUCCUUCCCCUCCCCUGGAGCUUGGGUUAGUUGAGGGGACUCACAGCUGCAUCAGCAGAGUCCCAGAGCCCAGGUUUGCGUGUGAGGCUGCUCAAAGCUGGAGCAGCUGCUCCCAGGGAGGCUGGGCACAUGGACACUCCCAGCUGUGGCAGAGCCUCUCUCUCUUGUAUAUACUACAUGUGUAGUUGCCAAGUAUGUUAAAUGCAUUAGGCUUUAUAGAGAACACAUUCUAUUAAAAAAGCCUCAGGCGCCUUGGAAAAUCCCAGCCUGAGAUUCUGGACCAUUGUAAGAACAAUGAACAGGAAUCACCCAAGGACGAGAUGUUAUGUAAAAUAUCCCCUGUUGUAUUAUUUCAGCACUAGCUUGUAGGGAGAGCGGGAUGGUUGCAGAGAGCAGCACAGGGGUAGCGUUACCUGUUCAGAACGCUGACUUGUCUGCUCACCUGCUCAGCCUGAAUGCUCCCUUCAUCUAGGUAUUUUUUAUUUUGAAUAGAUGCCACUGAUGCUAUUCUAGUGACUGCUGAUGCUCUGAUUUUUCCUGCUCUGCUGAUGAUUCGUUUGUGUCUGUUGCGGGUGCUAACAUUUGCCUUUUUUAAAGUAUCAUUAAAUAGGAAACUGACUCUC